CUUAGCUAAUUUAUUAGUAAGCAAUUCCCACWGCCAACCGCAUUAGAUAUUGUAUACGAAAAGCUCAGAAAUGGCCAUUGGGUUAAUCAACAAUACCCUCUUGAAGGCUGCUUCUUCCUCAGAUUAUCCCACCACGAAUGCUCUGAUACCUCUCAACAUCUUCGACAAAGCAGCCUUUGAUAUCCAUGUCCCCAUCUUGUAUGCCUUCAGAGCACCAAUGCCGUCUAAUGAAGUCCUGAAGGAUGGACUGUCCAAAGCCCUUGUCCACUAUCCCCACCUCGCCGGUCGGUACGUGACCGACGAUCAAGGCCACACUUGCAUCACUCUAAACAACGCCGGUAUCAGUGUAAUCGAGACUUACGUACCAACAACCCUGGCCGAGCAGCUGCCCUUCACUCCGGCUUCCGACCUGGGCAAGCUCCUCCCACCUUUAGACGGUGUUGAGGAAUUACUGCAGAUUCAGCUCAAUCGUUACGCCUGUGGUGGUGUCGUGAUA
Molecule: messenger RNA, 496 nt
Organism: Nelumbo nucifera (sacred lotus)
Lineage: Eukaryota; Viridiplantae; Streptophyta; Magnoliopsida; Proteales; Nelumbonaceae
Source: RefSeq, a predicted model, not a curated record